This is a messenger RNA of Grammomys surdaster, 1152 nucleotides long. It is a transcript of the gene Sox7, whose product is annotated as SRY-box 7. NCBI's taxonomy places the organism in Eukaryota, Metazoa, Chordata, Mammalia, Rodentia, Muridae. Gene Ontology annotation, biological process: regulation of DNA-templated transcription; cell differentiation; anatomical structure morphogenesis. The record is from RefSeq and is a predicted model, not a curated record. The coding region runs from base 1 to 1152 and encodes 383 amino acids. Gene Ontology annotation, molecular function: DNA-binding transcription factor activity, RNA polymerase II-specific; RNA polymerase II cis-regulatory region sequence-specific DNA binding. The transcript has 2 exons.
AUGGCCUCGCUGCUGGGCGCCUACCCGUGGACUGAGGGACUGGAGUGUCCCGCCCUGGAAGCCGAGCUGUCGGAUGGGCUAUCGCCGCCCGCAGUCUCCCGACCUUCAGGGGACAAGGGUUCGGAGAGCCGAAUCCGGCGGCCUAUGAAUGCCUUCAUGGUGUGGGCCAAGGAUGAGAGGAAACGUCUGGCAGUGCAGAACCCGGACCUGCACAACGCGGAGCUCAGCAAGAUGCUGGGAAAGUCAUGGAAGGCGCUGACACUGUCACAGAAGAGGCCCUACGUGGAUGAGGCAGAGCGGCUGCGUUUGCAGCACAUGCAGGAUUACCCCAACUACAAGUACCGGCCCCGCAGGAAGAAACAAGGCAAGCGCCUCUGCAAGCGUGUGGACCCUGGCUUCCUCCUGAGCUCCCUCUCUCGUGACCAGAACACGCUGCCUGAGAAAAAUGGCAUUGGCAGGGGGGCCUUGGGGGAAAAGGAGGACAGGGGUGAGUACUCCCCAGGUACCACCUUGCCUGGACUGCACAGCUGCUACCGCGAAGGUGCAGCUGCUGCCCCUGGCAGUGUGGACGCAUAUCCCUACGGGCUGCCCACACCCCCAGAGAUGUCACCCCUGGAUGCACUGGAGCCGGAGCAGACCUUCUUCUCGUCCUCAUGUCAGGAGGAGCAUGGCCACCCCCAUCACCUCUCCCAUCUACCAGGGCCCCCUUACUCACCGGAGUUCACACCUAGUCCCCUUCACUGCACCCACCCUCUAGGUUCUUUGGCCCUUGGCCAAUCCCCAGGGGUCUCUAUGAUGUCCUCUGUUCCUGGAUGUACCCCAUCUCCAGCCUACUACUCCCAUGCCACCUACCACCCUCUCCACCCCAACCUCCAGGCCCAUUUGGGCCAGCUGUCUCCACCUCCUGAGCACCCUGGCUUUGACACCUUGGAUCAGCUAAGUCAGGUAGAACUUCUGGGGGACAUGGAUCGCAAUGAAUUUGACCAGUAUUUGAACACUCCUGGCCACCCUGACUCUGCUGCAGGAGUAGGAACCCUCACUGGGCAUGCCCCGCUCUCCCAGGGGACUCCAACAGGCCCUACAGAGACCAGCCUCAUCUCCGUCCUGGCUGAUGCCACGGCCACGUAUUACAACAGCUACAGUGUGUCAUAG